AUGAAGAAUGAAACGAAGGAUUAUCAGUUCAAUGUUACUACUGUUCGUGUCAGUGGACAUUGUUUUGGUGGUGUAAAAACUGAGACAUCUGUGACAUAUGUGAAGAACGAAGAGGCUCAGCUAGACGUUAGUGCUGAAGGAUCUAACGGUUUUCGCUGUUCUGGUUCUGUGCUCAGUCUUGACCACCAAUCCACUUUGAAUCUGAAGAAUUUGCGUCUUGUUGCCUUCGCCAAUUUGAAUGGAACAGAUUUUGUGAAAGAACAAGUUUUUGAACAAUGCACUUUGGACGCCCGAACAUCUGAGAUAGUUCCCAUCGUAGUUGGCGCGUGUUUGGCAAUGCUAGUUAUUGUUGUCCUAAUAGCAUAUUUGAUCGGUCGAGCUCGAGCAAAGCGUCAGGGAUAUGCAUCUGUUUAA
Enterobius vermicularis (human pinworm) is the source of this 414-nucleotide messenger RNA. The record is from the annotation of a GenBank genome assembly. NCBI's taxonomy places the organism in Eukaryota, Metazoa, Nematoda, Chromadorea, Rhabditida, Oxyuridae.